AUGCAACGGCAAAAGACGGAUGUCUACGUCAAGCGGCGCAGCAAGUCGACAAUCGACGAGGACGGCGACACAAGCGGCGCUGGAUACGUGGCGCGCUCGGCGUUCAAGCUGAUCCAGCUCGACGAGCGCUACAGGUUCUUGCGACCGGGGCGUGUGAUCGUCGACCUCGGCGCUGCACCAGGUGGAUGGAGCCAGGCGAUAGUCGAGCGCAUCCAGCGCCCCAGAGCGGCAAAAACACCCGUAUUCGCACUUGACCUGCUCCCAUUCGCCGAGAUUGACGGUGUCACUUCGAUUCAGGGCGACUUCUUGGAUGGCAAUGUGCAGGCGCAGCUGAGGAAGCUCGUGGCAGAUGCAUCGGCUGCAUCGGCGACUGACCAGCGCGGCUUUGUCGAUGUGGUGGUCAGUGACAUGAUGGCCAAUACGACGGGCAACCCAAUCACGGAUACCGAGGCAUCCCUGGAGCUCUGUCGAGCCGCUGCCAGCUUUGCAUUCGACACGCUGCGCCGCGACGACACGCCCAAGCAGGAGGAUGCGCGCCAAUCGCGGCCCGCAUCUGCGCUGGCAGGCAGCAGCUCGGUGCUGGUGAUGAAGUACUUUAUGUCUCACGAAGCCGACGUCUUUCGCAGGGAGGUGCUCCAGCCGCACUUUCACUUUGUCAAGGCCGAAAAGAUGGAUGCCAGCCGCAAAGAGUCGCGCGAGCAGUUCUGGAUCUGCAUCGGAUUCAAGGGCAGGCGGACAACGCAGCCGCAUGAGCAAGCAGAAUCCCGACACCAUGUCGCUCAACUAGAUCUCAUCGCAAUAGAAGCCAGUGUGCACACCACUGCACCCUACGCACGACGAACAUCUCGAUCCACAGCCACCAUGUCUGCCACCGCACACCCCGCUCGACCCCGGGCCACCUCGUACAUCCUCGUCUCCUCCGCAAACCCGGAUGAGCCACAAGACUCCAACUUUCCAUCCGAAAACAAUGCGCCGCCGCCUCGUCUUCGACCACGCUUCUACUUUCUCCUCCCGCUGGUUGCCGUGCUUGACAUUGCGCUGGCGAUUGUUCUUGGUGUGCUCGUGUUGCGCCAGGAAGCGCGUCGCCGCUCGCAUCCUGACAAUGCAGCACAGCUCGACGAUGCCGCUUGGGAGCGCCGCAAGAUCGUCGUGGCCGUGGUGGUCUUCUCGGUGGCGCGCGCUGCUGCGUACGCGAUCGUGGGCAUCAGCCGACGCAUUCGGCAGCUCGGCGUAACCGUAGCCGCGAUGAGCAUCCUCAGCACGCUCUUCUACGUCUCGGUCGCCAAUCUGCUCUUCCAGGCGCGCCCCAAACCCGACGUGCCCGACGCUGGCCUGCUCUCGUGGUCCGCGAUGCCCAUUCUCGCCCAUCCGUGGCACUGGCCCGAGGCGUUCCGACACUUUGUGCCCACCAUGCCCAUCCUCGUGGGCUCGCAGCAGGCGUUGACGCUCUUCGAGUGGAUCCUCUACAUCGCCGUCGUAGGCGUCAAGGUCCCACCCGGCGGGAAUCCGAUCACCGCCAAGAGAUGGCAACGCAACCUGGCGCAGGAUCCCGACUUCCAGCGCGGCGUCGAUGCACAGAGCCUGUAUCACUCGGACGUCGAGGAUGGCCAGCCCGAGGAGCAGGAUUCAACGCCAGCAGCAGCAAGCGUGCACACGCAUCAAGCAAGGGAUGCCUCUGCUGCCUCCACGCACGACGACCCGGCCGAUGCGAGCAGUCGGCCGCUCCUCGCCACCAGCCCCGCCCGACCUUAUGGCUACGGCAGCACCGCCUCCGAGCCCAGAACGCCGCCAACAGACGCUGCGGCCCAUCUGUCCCCGGCCGCGCAAACGGCGCAAGGGAUGAGUCGAAGCGCGUCCAGCCGCUCCGGCAUGUACUCGCGCUCCCCUGGCGCCGCCGAACUCGGCAUGUCCUCGCACCGAGGCUCGGCGAUGAUCGGCGAUGAUAGCGGCGAAAUCUCUGAAGACCACGACGACGACGAGCAAGGCGAGAACAGCGAUCCGGACGACAUUAUCGACAUCACGCCCAACCGUGCCGUUGCGCGCAAAGAGGCAAGGCUGCGACUCGCGCGUGCAGCGCUUCCCGAACGCAGGGCGUCCGUCGGUACGCUCUCGACGCUCAACAUCUUUGGCGGCCAUGCCAGCGGCGAUAACAGCGGCUCGGAGGCUCAGCCACGAGGUGCAGCGCGUGCACCGGGCGUGUUAGCCGAUGAGGCUGGAAGCCCGCUUGCCCGUACGGCUCAGCACGACGACGGCAUGCCCGCCACGCUCAUGACCGCCGCGCCAUCGUCCGAGUCGAGACACGCUUCGGCAUCACAGCUGCUGCCGUCGUCGAGCAGCACACGCUCCGCCUCGACACGCACGAGCUCGGCCAGCAAGGACCGCAAGUUCAAGCUGCCAAAGUGGAUGAAGCCCGGUCGGAAAAAGUAG
Messenger RNA from Moesziomyces aphidis, 2427 nucleotides. The record is from the annotation of a GenBank genome assembly. NCBI's taxonomy places the organism in Eukaryota, Fungi, Basidiomycota, Ustilaginomycetes, Ustilaginales, Ustilaginaceae.